GAGAAAGUCACAUUAUGGGGUCUCCCCAGAGGGAAAUAUUAUGUAAGGUGCUGGUAGUGGGUGACCUUGGGGUUGGAAAGACGUCAAUCAUCCAGCGUUAUGUCCACAACGUUUUCUCUCAGUGCUACAGAGCUACCAUUGGCGUGGACUUUGCCCUCAAGAUUGUAAACUGGGACUUGGACACUGUGGUUAGACUGCAACUCUGGGACAUUGCAGGACAGGAGAGAUUUGGUCACAUGACACGGCUGUAUUACCGUGAGGCAGUGGGCGCCGUUGUGGUAUGUGACCUAGGUCGGGUGGCCACAGUGGAGUCGGUGUCUCGUUGGAAAGAAGAUCUGGAUUCCAAGGUGUGCUUGCAGAAUGGAAACCCUAUCCCCGUCAUACUGCUUGGGAACAAAUGUGACCAAGUCCCCUUGGGCACAUCCGUGUCAAAUCUGGAGCAGCUCGGCCAAGAGUUGGGAUUUAGUUACAGUCAUGUGACUUCUGCCAAGGAGAAUGUGAAUAUUGACAUGGCAAUCUCUUCUUUAAUAAAAGAAAUUAUAGCCAAUGAUGAAGAUUCUGAGCCUACAAAUGAUCCCACUAUUAUCCAGCCAUCUCUGCACCCCUCAGUGAACAAGGCCUGUUCCCAGUGUUCAAGGUUCUGACCUUGAAUGUAUGACUCCAGCUUUAUUUAGAAAUGUCUGUAUUCCUGCAUACAGUUUAUGUUUAUAGGGUUGUGGUUAGGGCUGGCAGGGGUAAAACACACUUUGGGGGGCUCCAUCACAUAUGUUCAUCUCACCCUGGUAUACUGGCUCCAGUUUUAUCCCUACUAUACCUGCUAUCCCACAGCCACAGACUGUGGGAUAGCAGGUAUAGUCGGGAGAGAUGGUGCCUAUAGUAACAGUGGAGACAAUAUUCUCUGGGAAGAGAAUGUGGAUGUGGGAUAGCAGGUAUAGUAGGGAGAGAUGGUGCCUAUAGUAGCAGUGGGAUAAUAGUCUCUGGGAAGGGACUGUGGCUGUGUGAUAGUAGGUAUAGUAGGGAGAGAUGGUGCCUAUAGUAACAGUGGAGACAAUAUUCUCUGGGAAGAGAAUGUGGAUGUGGGAUAGCAGGUAUAGUAGGGAGAGAUGGUGCCUAUAGUAGCAGUGGGAUAAUAGUCUCUGGGAAGAGACUGUGGCUGUGGGAUAGCAGGUAUAGUAGGGAGAGAUGGUGCCUAUAGUAGCAGUGGAGACAAUAUUCUCUGGGAAGAGAAUGUGGAUGUGGGAUAGCAGGUAUAGUAGGGAGAGAUGGUGCCUAUAGUAACAGUGGGGAUAAUAGUCUCUGGGAAAGGACUGUGGCUGUGGGAUAGUAGGUAUAGUGGGGAGAGAUGGUGCCUAUAGUAGCAGUGGGAUAAUAGUCUCUGGGAAGGGACUGUGGCUACAUAAAUAAAGUCCCUCCAAAGUCAAGGUGAAUAUGUGGCAUAUAAGUGAUGAUUCACACACUAUGCCUAAAUACUACUCUGUGGGACCCUACCAGGGACCCUACCCAAUGUCAGUUGAGCCUCUUUGGACCACCCUAAAUAUAGCCCUUUUGUGGAUCCAUCUUUUGUAUAGAGUGUAUAUAUGUAUAUAAAUGUGAGUAAUUCUAUUAACAGUAAAGAAUAACAAAUCCA
Xenopus laevis (African clawed frog) is the source of this 1627-nucleotide messenger RNA. RefSeq names its product provisional ortholog of RAB32, member RAS oncogene family L homeolog. Gene Ontology annotation, cellular component: vesicle; late endosome; lysosome. Gene Ontology annotation, biological process: endosome to lysosome transport; vesicle-mediated transport; phagosome-lysosome fusion. Gene Ontology annotation, molecular function: GTP binding; GTPase activity. The record is from RefSeq and is marked predicted. NCBI's taxonomy places the organism in Eukaryota, Metazoa, Chordata, Amphibia, Anura, Pipidae.